Fonsecaea pedrosoi CBS 271.37 is the source of this 1200-nucleotide messenger RNA. RefSeq lists its product as uncharacterized. The record is from RefSeq and is a predicted model, not a curated record. The coding region runs from base 1 to 1200 and encodes 399 amino acids. NCBI's taxonomy places the organism in Eukaryota, Fungi, Ascomycota, Eurotiomycetes, Chaetothyriales, Herpotrichiellaceae. The transcript has a single exon.
AUGGAACCGCAAAGCCCAGUCAAGACGAGAGCGGAGUCGUCGGCCAGAGUACCAAACACGGACGAAAACCGUCCACCGGCGACCAGCUACCCUUGGGAAGCCUCACCCCAUCACAUACCUAACAGCCUACACAGACCAUCAAGAAGCGAGACGUCGAUCCUCUCUACGAACGUCGACCCCGAAGGACAACAGACAAGCAUGUAUAGGCCCGAAAGAGAAAUGUGGAACAUGGGCCAACACGAAGCGCAGCCUGGCGUGGGCAUACAAGCAGCCAAGAGAAGGAGGGAGGGAACCGAAGAUGGAGACACCUCUUUCAAGCUACCAAGAUGGAAUGGGGAUGCGUCGGGGACAUCUGCGAGGGAGCCAUAUGAUGAGGCUAGAGAUUGGGGGACUUCGGAGAUCUGGGGGGGACCCGAGCAGGCGGAUCAGCAGGCGCCGAAAUUUGGAGUCAUCCUUAAGAGCGGCAGAACCGCUUGGACAGACAUUGAUACCGCGUGCCCUAAAGUCAACAACUAUCCAGCCCUACCGCCUGACCAUCCAAACUACGCUCGGACAGUCACCAAACAAGAACUGAAUGCUUUUAUUCUGCGACAUCCUUAUUCGACGCACAAGCGCCAUGAGUUACUUCCGAGAUAUUUCGGCCCCCGGGGCCGGCUCUACAUGAAGGGUGUCGGAAAGGAGUUGAUAGAAGAGUGGUUCCGCGCUCGGGACGACAUCAUCGAGGCGAAAGCACAAUGGCCCGAGGAUAUGAUAUCAGAGACACUCAUGGCCAACUGCGUGCAGAAGUACGGUGAAACCGUGGACCGGCAUUCACGGCUGAAGACGCGUGGGGUGUACUCGGGCAAUGGGACUUUAACAUUGAAUCAGAGACUUGCCGAUCUUAACAAAAAGCUCACGGAGCUCGACAAUCUCUACCUGACGGAGAAGAGAGAGCGUGAGCGGCGGGAUCGCAUGCUCGGGACCCUCCAUGGUCUCCUCACUGGUGAUGUCGGAGAAUACCUCGCCACAUCUCUGCCGGGAAGCCCGACCGACCACGAGGACCGUGCAUACGCGGAGGUCUCGAAGCUCUGGCUGGGCUUCAUGGACGAGGAGCCCGGAGACGAGGAGCCUGAGGACGAGGGCAUGGAUGUCGACGGUCCUGUUUCAGAAGAGUUGGUCAGGAAGAAUGUCAUGGGUCUGAGCCGAAUUCUGAACGUCUGA